Molecule: messenger RNA, 774 nt
Organism: Adineta ricciae
Lineage: Eukaryota; Metazoa; Rotifera; Eurotatoria; Adinetida; Adinetidae
Source: the annotation of a GenBank genome assembly
AUGAAUUCAANUGAAUGGUUUCUCAAUAAAUAUUUUGUAAAUGGUCUCAAUCGAGAUCAACUCAUCGGAUGGUGGAAGUUUGAUGAUAUUAAUAAUAUUGGACACGAUUCCAGUGGUGUUCUUACGAAUAAUUAUAUGUUAAUGGGUCAACCAACAAUCGAAGAUUGUUUUCUUGAUAAAGUUCAGUAUCAAACAACUACUUAUUCAGUUUCCAUUUGGUUUUGGGCUGAUUCAAAAGCAUGGAAUAGAAAUCAACAAGAAGGAGGAUGGCGAACAGCGAUUGGCUGUUGGAAUGAUCAAUAUCUUGUUAAUCAUGCUUGGCUUCAUCUUGGUUUUCAUGUAAAUACAAAUAUUCAUAAUCAAAUUAUGAUUUCAUCAGCUAAAUAUGCAUUUGGAUGUGAAGAUCGUCAAAAGACAGAACCUCAUCGAUGGUAUCAUGUUGUUGCUCGAGUUAAUCGAAAUAUCCAAGAUCUUUGGGUCAAUGGAAAACAAGUGAGCAGUGUAGACAUGACUAACAUACAAAAUCGAACAGAAAUACGAGAACCUUAUCAUCAAUCUUGGAAUUCUUCACAAUGGUACGAACAAACCAUUCAUUUGCCAAAUAUUUUGUAUAUUGGAACAAAGAAUAAUGAACAUCAUAAUCCAUGGAUUGGUAAAAUUGCUGAUAUAUCUGUUUGGACACGAUGGUUACAACCAUUUGAAAUUUGUGCUUUGUAUCAACAACAAACAUCGAUUGAUAAAGUCAAAUUAGGAACAUUUCUCUUUAACAAAUAA